CCUGCAGACAAACGGGAUUACAUCUGUGAGUACUGCGCCCGCCCCUUCCGCACCAGCAGCAACUUGAUCAUCCACAGACGCAUCCACACGGGGGAGAAACCCAUACAGUGUGUGAUCUGCGGCUUCACCUGCCGUCAGAAGGCCUCCCUCAACUGGCACAUGAAGAAGCAUGACGCUGAUUCCUUCUACCAGUUCUCCUGCGACAUCUGCGGCAAGAAGUUUGAGAAGAAGGACAACGUCACCGCGCACAAGAGCAAGAGCCAUCCCGAGGUUGCUGCCGGCCCGGCCCAGCCCACGCCGGAAAUGCCAGAACCCGGCCACCAGGAUGUGCCAUCCCCGCUCCCCACCCUCGCUGAGGAGACACCGACGGCGGACCACCCGGAUGUGCCGUGCCCACUUGCCACAGAGCAGCUGGAGAUCCCUGCACUGAGCCUUUGCAAGAUGGAGAAGGCGGAAGGGUCGGUGUCCUCCAUCGCAGCCUGUGCCGAAUAACGGGCCACACCGAGCAGGAUCCAGAUCUGACCAGCACUUGGGGGCUGAGUCACGGGGGAUGUCGGCAGAGAUGAUCCCAGCAGGAUCCUGCCUUCCAGCUGGAGUCUGCUGAGAGUGGGACAUAAAGCACUUAGCAGAGGGUCUGGGAUAAUGACUGAACCGUGGCGGGAGACUGUAGUAGCAGAUCUGAAAUCCUGCCCAGGCACUGAGAGUAUGGGGACAGGGAGGCAAACCCCUGCAGCCAUGUGCAGCCUCCCCACACCCCACAGUCAGUAGAGCGCAGACUCUCUGUGGGCCAAGAGGACUGUGAUACCAGGCAAAGGGCCUCACCUUAUCUGGGGCAGGGGGACUCUGAAGAGAGAUGCUGAGGUUCGCCCUCCCCAGGAACAGGCCUGGGUUUUGCUACUCUCAGCUUCAGGGUUUUG
Terrapene triunguis (Three-toed box turtle) is the source of this 917-nucleotide messenger RNA. RefSeq names its product E3 ubiquitin-protein ligase ZFP91-like. Gene Ontology annotation, biological process: regulation of transcription by RNA polymerase II. Gene Ontology annotation, cellular component: kinetochore; chromosome. The transcript has 2 exons. The record is from RefSeq and is a predicted model, not a curated record. The annotation marks the transcript as partial. Gene Ontology annotation, molecular function: chromatin insulator sequence binding. NCBI's taxonomy places the organism in Eukaryota, Metazoa, Chordata, Testudines, Emydidae.